Molecule: messenger RNA, 1247 nt
Organism: Mastomys coucha (southern multimammate mouse)
Lineage: Eukaryota; Metazoa; Chordata; Mammalia; Rodentia; Muridae
Product: pancreatic alpha-amylase
Exons: 9
Coding region: 1-1221 (406 amino acids)
Biological process (GO): carbohydrate metabolic process
Molecular function (GO): cation binding; alpha-amylase activity
Source: RefSeq, a predicted model, not a curated record
AUGAAGUUCAUUCUGCUGCUUUCCCUAAUUGGGUUCUGCUGGGCACAAUAUGACCCACAUACUACGGAUGGGAGGACUGCUAUUGUUCACCUGUUCGAGUGGCGCUGGGUUGAUAUUGCCAAGGAAUGUGAGCGAUACUUAGCUCCUAAUGAUAAUAAAUGUAAUGGAGAAAUUAGUAACUACAAUGAUGCUUAUCAGGUCAGAAAUUGCCGUCUGUCUGGCCUUCUGGAUCUUGCACUUGAGAAAGAUUACGUUCGUACCAAGGUGGCUGACUACAUGAACCAUCUCAUUGACAUUGGUGUAGCAGGGUUCAGACUGGAUGCUGCUAAGCACAUGUGGCCUGGAGACAUAAAGGCAGUUUUGGACAAACUACAUAAUCUAAAUACAAAAUGGUUCUCCCAAGGAAGCAGACCUUUCAUUUUCCAAGAGGUCAUUGAUCUGGGUGGUGAGGCAAUUAAAGGUAGUGAGUACUUUGGAAAUGGCCGUGUGACAGAAUUCAAGUUUGGUGCAAAACUUGGCACAGUUAUCCGCAAGUGGAAUGGAGAGAAGAUGUCCUACUUAAAGAACUGGGGAGAAGGUUGGGGUUUGGUGCCUUCUGACAGAGCCCUUGUGUUUGUGGACAACCAUGACAAUCAGCGAGGACAUGGUGCUGGAGGAGCAUCCAUCCUGACCUUCUGGGAUGCUAGAAUGUAUAAAAUGGCUGUUGGAUUUAUGUUGGCUCAUCCUUAUGGAUUCACAAGAGUAAUGUCAAGUUACCGUUGGAACAGAAAUUUCCAGAAUGGAAAAGAUCAGAAUGACUGGAUUGGACCACCUAAUAACAAUGGAGUAACAAAAGAGGUGACCAUUAAUGCAGACACGACUUGUGGCAAUGACUGGGUCUGUGAACAUAGAUGGCGUCAAAUCAGGAACAUGGUUGCCUUCCGGAAUGUAGUCAAUGGUCAGCCUUUUGCAAACUGGUGGGAUAAUGGCAGCAACCAAGUAGCUUUUGGCAGAGGAAACAGGGGAUUCAUUGUCUUCAACAAUGAUGACUGGGCUUUGUCAACAACUCUACAGACUGGUCUUCCUGCUGGCACAUACUGUGAUGUCAUUUCUGGAGAUAAAGUCGACGGCAAUUGCACUGGACUUAGAGUAAAUGUUGGCAGUGAUGGCAAAGCUCACUUUUCCAUUAGUAACUCUGCUGAAGACCCAUUUAUAGCAAUCCAUGCCGACUCAAAACUGUAAGAGUCACAAUAAAGACAGAUAGAGAG